Molecule: messenger RNA, 1407 nt
Organism: Serendipita indica DSM 11827
Lineage: Eukaryota; Fungi; Basidiomycota; Agaricomycetes; Sebacinales; Serendipitaceae
Source: the annotation of a GenBank genome assembly
AUGCCUCCUAAUCAUUUUUUUACAGUCUUUUAUAUUGUUAUCAGUGAUUAUACUGACUCUUUUGACAUUGCCGACUCAUUUGUUCAGGCCAGCACGAGUUAUGUCGCUGUCACGCAUCCAGAAGACGCAGGAUCGCUUCCCGAGUCCUAUCUAUCGCAAAUAAAGGCGCACUCGGACUAUCUGACCAACACGUACGCUCGUCCACCACUCAUUCUUUCACACGGCAAGGGCUCGUGGGUGUUCGAUGUUAUCGGACGCAAGUACCUCGAUUUCAGUGCAGGUAUUGCCGUCAACGCUCUUGGACACGGCGAUGAGCAGAUUGCUCAGCUCGCUGGAGAACAAGCCGGCAGGAUGAUCCAUACUAGCAACGUCUGGUAUAAUGAAUGGGCAGGCGAGCUCGCACAACUUCUUGUCGAGACUACGAGACAGCAUGGUGGGUUGGGAUUCGCGCCUGGUGGAAAAGAACAGCGUGGUGAGGGGGGUGCAAAAGUCUUCUUCUCCAAUUCGGGGACAGAGGCAAACGAGGGUGCGAUCAAGUUUGCGCGCAAGUAUGGAAAAGAGACUUGGGCAAAUGAGAUGACGAAUGGAGUCGGCGCUGCGCGCAAAUGGGAGGAUUCGACAAAGACCAAAGUGAUCCAUUUCACAAACGCGUUCCAUGGGCGCUCGAUGGGUGCACUAUCUGCAACGGCGAAUCCCAAGUAUCAACUCCCCUUUACGCCACUCAUUCCUGGAUUUGAGCUCGUGCAGUAUGGGGAUAUCGAUGGCUUCCGCGCAAGGAUAGAUGAGGACACUUGUGCCGUACUCGUCGAACCAAUUCAAGGUGAAGGCGGCGUACAUGAAGCCAGUGAAGAGUUCUUUAGAACUUUACGCGCCGAGUGCGACCGCGUCGGUGCAGUGUUGAUCUUUGAUGAGAUUCAGUGUGGUCUCUUCCGCUCAGGCUCCAUGUGGGCACACUCUAAACUUCCACUGGAUUGUCAUCCAGACAUUGUCACCAUGGCGAAGCCGCUCGCAAACGGAUUCCCCAUCGGUGCCAUUAUGGUCCGAGACCACAUCGCCAACACUAUCACACCAGGCUCGCAUGGCACCACCUUUGGCGGCUCGGUCUUUGCCACGCGCCUCGCACACCACGUCCUCACGCGGCUAUCCUCGCCCACGUUGACCGCGCACAUCGACAGCGUCGCCAAGCACCUCGAUUCGCGCCUCUCCAAACUCGAGACCUACUUCCCGGAUCUCGACACGACCGUACCAUCAAGGCUCGUCGAUGCCGCUCGUCAACGAGGCGUGCUGCUAUUGACGGCUGGCAAAGACGCGGUUCGUCUCGUCCCAAGCUUGAACGUUGAACGUGCAGAGGUCGACUUUGCUUUGGAUGUGAUUGAGAGCGUGCUUAGCACAUUGGCAACCAAGUAA